AUGGCCCUGAUCAUUGAGGCGUCUGAACACUCUAUCAAGUCGGUGACUGUCUUCAAGUCAUCCAAAGCAGAGGUCGUUAGAUGUUUCUCUUUACAGUUACAGACAGGGCAAAAUAAGAUCAAAAUAAGAGGCCUUUCAAGCUGUAUCGACACGCAGUCGAUUCGAGUCUCGGGCCUUGGUGAUGCCCGCUUAUUUGAUGUUACAUGCACCCAUGCAGACAGCAACGCUGCGUUGUAUCUUCCAGGUAGUGCUGCUGAGAUCAAGCGUACUCUGUUAGUGAAGAAGGCUGCCCUUGAGAGCGAGAAAGCUGUGAGAGAACAAGAGUCAAAGCUUUUGUGGCAGUAUGCUCAGACUUUAAAUGGAGAACAUGUCACUCCUACUCAAAUGGGCCUUUUUUUGGAGAGCUAUGUCGAACGCGGUCAUAAGAUUGUGUCAGCUAUCACUGAACUCAACGAGAAAAUCGUAGCCAUCACGCGCCAAAUCGAUCUCCACGAUUCCGAGAGUGCCAGUAAAAAGGGUACUGCCUUGGGCCAAGUGGACAUCGUGAUUGUAGCCGACUCGGACACCCAGGUUGAGCUGAAAUUGACAUAUAUCGUUAGCAAUGUUAAAUGGACUCCCACAUAUGAGCUCCACGCCACGACUGUGAAUGGCAAACCAUCAUCCUCCGUGUCUUUGCACUACAGAGCCCGAGUUACCCAGAGCACGGGAGAGGACUGGAACAACGCCACACUCACUCUCAGUACUAUCGCAUCUGACACCGUCGUCAAACGCAUCCCGGAGCUCUACCCUGUCAAAAUCAGACCAAAGGUUGUUCUGUUCCAGAAGGGACUCGUAGGAUUUUCGAAUGUCCAGCAACAGACCUCGGACACGGACUUUGGACCAGGGAAAUCACUUUUUGGUCAACCACCGCAGCAUCCAAAAUUUACUGGGAAAUUUGGCACUGGCCGUGGCGGCCUCUUUGGAUCAAGUACUGCCCGCGUGCCUUCGGCAUUCGGGUCCACAAUGGUUGGGCAACAAGCUGCCGGUACGGAAACGCUACAAGACAUGACACUCCAUGUCGAUGACAGCUCUAGUCUGUACAAUGAGUUUGAAGAAGUUGCAAGCCCUGGAGCCAUUUUGGAGCCCACUACUGUCGUUUCAGAGACGCCCGUUGCUGUCUCCUUCUGUGUCCACGGCGAGUCCACCAUCCCCAGCGACGGUGUAGAACACCAAGUAUCUGUGGCCCUGCUUUCCUUUGAAGCGACGAUUUCCUACAUUUGUAUCCCCCGAAUCGACCCUAGGGUCUUUUUGCAGUGUGUUGUGAAGAACAGCAGCGAAUACCGCCUCUUACCAGGACCUGUCAGUGUUAUUUUCGACGACAGCUUUGUAUCGAAAACCUCCAUCAACGACAUCAACACGGGCGACAAUUUCGAAUGCACGCUUGGGGACGAUGCGUCCACGAAAGUGACCUAUUCGCGAACGGCAAAGACUGUCAAAUCAGAUGGAGGUCACUUCUCCGAGGUCACCAACACCACGACGUAUAACACGAAGAUAUCCAUACACAACAAGCACCAGUUCGAGAUUACUGACCUCGUGGUGCGCGAUGUCAUUCCAACUUCCGAUGACAAGGGGGCGUCUAUUGUGCUCCGCAAGCCUGUGGGUCUGGCGGACGCGAAGGAUGGCAAAUAUGUGGACUUGAACAAAGAUGGGCUCCGUGUUGGCUGGGAGCCGCUUGUUGAUGGAAAGGGAGGGGAAAAGGAGGGGAAAUAUGAAUGGAGGUGGAAAGUUGCUGGAGGCGCUAAAGUCAAUUUGGAAACGGAGUGGGAAAUCAAAGUCCCUGGAGAAAAUGCUUGGGUGGAGGCUCGAGAUCGUCCAGAGCAGCAGCAAUGA
This is a messenger RNA of Psilocybe cubensis, 1869 nucleotides long. RefSeq lists its product as uncharacterized. Lineage: Eukaryota; Fungi; Basidiomycota; Agaricomycetes; Agaricales; Agrocybaceae. The record is from RefSeq and is a predicted model, not a curated record. The transcript is spliced from 7 exons. Bases 1 to 1869 code for a protein of 622 amino acids.